AUGAAUGCGAUCCGCCAGAUUGAAGCUCUGAAUAAGAAAGAGCUCGAGAAUGCAGUAUCUCCAGAAGCUUCCUGGCACGCUGAUUACCGCGAUACAGCCUAUGUCUACAUCGGGGGCCUUCCAUUUGAUAUCAGUGAAGGCGAUAUUCUAACAAUAUUCUCACAAUACGGCAACCCAGUGCAUCUAAACCUAGUCCGAGAUAAAGAGACUGGCAAAAGCCGAGGAUUUGCAUUUCUUAAAUACGAGGACCAACGAAGUACGGAUCUGGCGGUUGACAAUCUUGGAGGAGCUACAGUGCUAGGCAGAGUGCUUAGAGUGGACCAUGUUCGAUAUAAGAGACGUGAUGAUGAAGGGACGGAAGAUAACCUUGCGAACGUGGAUGAUAACGGGGAAAUGAGAGGUUCAGACAAAGAUGCAGAAGAAGAGAAGGAAAAAGAGAGGAGGAGUGGUCGACGGAGGUCCGGACGGGAUGAAUCUGAGGAUCAAAAGAGGCCUGCUCGUCCGCUACUGAAGGAAGAGGUGGAGUUACAGCGGUUAAUGGACGAGCAUGACGAAGAGGAUCCGAUGAAAGAAUAUCUUAUAAAGGAGAAGAAGGAGGAGGUUGAGAAUGCAUUGGCGCUUGUGAAAGCGAAGAGCAAGUCGAGUAGGCGAGAUCGGGACCGAGAUCGCAGCAGGGAUGGUCAUAGGUCGUCACAUCGCCAUCGACAUCAUAGGAGAAGACACAGUGAGGAACGAUCGCGGUCGAGGGAAAGACGGUCGCCGCAUAGGAGCAGGAAGGAGAGGACUAGGGAACGGUCCAGCGAACGGAGACAUCAUCGUCGAGAACGACGGGAUAGAAGCUGA
Nannizzia gypsea CBS 118893 is the source of this 843-nucleotide messenger RNA. RefSeq names its product U2 snRNP component IST3. Gene Ontology annotation, molecular function: RNA binding. The record is from RefSeq and is a predicted model, not a curated record. NCBI's taxonomy places the organism in Eukaryota, Fungi, Ascomycota, Eurotiomycetes, Onygenales, Arthrodermataceae. The transcript is spliced from 2 exons. Gene Ontology annotation, biological process: mRNA splicing, via spliceosome. Bases 1 to 843 code for a protein of 280 amino acids. Gene Ontology annotation, cellular component: precatalytic spliceosome; catalytic step 2 spliceosome; U2 snRNP.